AUGGAUGGUUUCACAAACCUUCUGCAUAGUCAAAUACCUAUAGACCUUGAAUCACCCGAACCUUAUUGGUUCGGGUCUGAAGUUCCUGCUGAGUCUCCUAGCCAAGUCCCUGCUGAGUCUCCUAGCCAAGUUCCUGCUGAGAGGAGGAAAUAUUCUCCUAGAGAAGAUAAGAUCCUUAUUGUUGCUUGGCUUAACACCAGUAAGGAUCCUAUCAUUGGCAACGAGCAGAGAGUUGGGGCUUUCUGGAAGCGUAUUGUAGAGUACUACAACGCAAGCCCUCUGCUCGUUGGUCAAACAGCGCGAGAGAUUACUUCUUGCAAACAGAGGUGGAGUAGGAUCAACGGGGAAGUAUGCAAGUUUACUGGAUGCUAUGAUGCAGCUUUGAGGGCGCAGAAAAGUGGGGAAAAUGAUGAUGAUCUGAUGAAAGCUGCAUUAGAUAUAUUCUUCACCAAGUAUGGUUACAAGUUCACACUUGAUCACUGCUGGAGGGAGCUGAGGCAUGACCAGAUGGGCCUCGAUUUAUGUGGCUAA
Molecule: messenger RNA, 531 nt
Organism: Brassica napus (rape)
Lineage: Eukaryota; Viridiplantae; Streptophyta; Magnoliopsida; Brassicales; Brassicaceae
Product: glutathione S-transferase T3-like
Exons: 1
Coding region: 1-531 (176 amino acids)
Source: RefSeq, a predicted model, not a curated record